AUGAACUUUUUAGUCAAUAACAUUGAACGUCGUGUUGGCUACGAUCUAAAUGGUGAUGGCUAUAUCGGCGGAGAAGGAUUUAUGAGUAAAUUAGAAAGACGAACUCAUAUUGAUUUCAAUCGUGAUAAUGUUAUUGGUCGCCAUCCUGAUAUUUAUUAUGGCUAUCAAGGAGCAUAUGGUUCUGGAUACAGUAGUUAUCCAUAUACGAAUUACGGGUAUACUGGAUAUCCUUAUUAA
Adineta steineri is the source of this 237-nucleotide messenger RNA. The record is from the annotation of a GenBank genome assembly. Lineage: Eukaryota; Metazoa; Rotifera; Eurotatoria; Adinetida; Adinetidae.